AUGCUGCAGUCGCUGGCGGGCAGCUCCUGCGUGCGGCUCGUAGAGCAGCACCGCUCCGCCUGGUGCUUCGCCCUGCUGGUGCUGGGCUACCUGCUCUACCUGGUAUUCGGCGCCGUCGUCUUCUCCUCGGUGGAGCUGCCCUACGAGGACCUGCUGCGGCAGGAGCUGGGCAAGCUGAAGCAGCGCUUCCUGGUGGAGCACGCGUGCCUGUCGGAGCAGCAGCUGGAGCAGUUCCUGCUGCGGGUGCUGGAGGCCAGCAACUACGGCGUCUCGGUGCUCAGCAACGCCUCGGGCAACUGGAACUGGGACUUCACCUCCUCGCUCUUCUUCGCCAGCACCGUGCUCUCCACCACGGGUUAUGGACACACAGUGCCUUUAUCUGAUGGAGGGAAGGCCUUCUGCAUCAUCUACUCGGUCAUCGGGAUCCCCUUUACGCUGCUUUUCCUGACAGCAGUGGUACAGCGCAUCAUUGUUUACGUCACCAGGCGGCCUGUACUCUAUUUCCACAUUCGCUGGGGUUUCUCCAAGCAGAUUGUUGCCAUCAUCCACGCUGUAGUCCUUGGGUUCAUCACUGUCUCAUGCUUUUUCUUUAUCCCAGCGGCAAUUUUUUCUGUUCUGGAAGAUGACUGGAAUUUUUUGGAGUCUUUUUACUUUUGUUUCAUUUCCCUGAGCACUAUUGGCCUAGGAGACUAUGUGCCAGGAGAAGGCUACAAUCAAAAGUUCCGAGAGCUGUAUAAAAUUGGAAUUACAUGUUACCUCUUGCUGGGCCUCAUUGCGAUGUUGGUGGUUCUUGAGACGUUCUGUGAACUCCAUGAGCUCAAAAAGUUUAGGAAGCUGUUUUAUGUGAAGAAGGACAAGGAAGAGGACCACGUGCAUAUAAUGGAACAUGACCAGCUCUCUUUCUCCUCCAUCUCAGACCAAGCAGCCUCCAUGAAGGACGAUCAGAAGGCAAACGAGCCUUUUGUGACUUCCCAGUCCCCAACUUCCAAUGACAGCUCUCUAAACAAUUAAUACAGGGGCACACACAACAUUGUUUUGGUGCAUAUAUGCUACUUACUAUAAGAAAUAGAAUGUAUCUUUUAUUUUCCUGAAAACAUUGAAGCUGGAAGACUGUGCUAUUUUAAACAAAGAUUCAUCACUUCUAACAUAGGAAGGACUUCUGGGGAAAAGUGUGGGAGCCACCCUGGGAAUAGGGAAAGAAAUGCAGGAUGUGACUGGGAACAUCAGGCCAUUUUGCUUGAGAGAUAAAGAGGUGGGAAUACCACUUUCAGAGGUACCAGAGAGAAAGGCUCAGACAAGCAACUUCAUCUGUCUUUAGGAGAGCAGGGCCUUCACUGAAAUCCAAGUCAUCUGAUUGCAUGCCCUGACUUACAGCUGGGUGAAACUUUGCAAUAUGUACUUUAUCUCAGAAAGGUAGUCUCAGAUUUAUUCCAAACACACCAAAUAUCUUCAUCUGGAAAACAUUUCCAGAGCAGUAUCUGUAAACCUGCUGGAGAGGAGUGUCUAGCUGAUCCAUUACCCAGUAAGUUGCAUGUGCAAACAAUAAUGCUAGGAAUGAAAAAGCAGGUUUCCAUCCUCUGCCCAGGCCAUUUGCAUUCAAAUUUCCUACUUCCUUAAUAUGUCCCCUAAUCACAGGAAGAAUGUUGUCCUGAAGAGAAUGUGCCUUGAGUCUUCCAUGCUGUUUUGCUUUGUAAAAAAUACUUAUGUAAACUCUGAGAGGUCGCAGGAGCCAUUUGAAAGUGCUGGAUAAUAGGGCUGCAGGGAAAGGAGAGUCCUCUUCCCUUUGGAAUGUGUAGGAAUGUUUUGGGUUUUUUGGCUGAAUGGAACAAAAUGAAAAGGGGAACUGAAAUUCAACAUAUGCCAUAUUUGUCAUAGUCAACUGCUUUAAGCAUUUCUCCUAGAUAAGGGUUGAAGUCUUAUGAGCAGAGUAAGGGCUCAACUCUGUUUCAUUUACAGUACAGCCCAGCAGGCAUCUGGAGGAAUAGAAGUAGAGUCAUCUUUGAGCACAGCCCCUUUUUCUUUAUUUGGUUUUCUAGCUAGUACUCAGAGCACUUUGGAGGAGAAUGGAAUGUUUCCAGACAAUUUUUCAGUUUUUCAUAUGGCAAGAAAACAGGAAAAAUGUCAUUUUGGUUCAGAUGGAACCGGAUGGAACCGAAUUUUUUUCCCCUUGGGAAAAGUCACUACAGAGUCAAGAUCCCAUCAACUUCUGAAGCUGGAACCUCUUUGGCUGUAACAGGAGAGGCAUUUUACUCCAGCUACCUGUCACUGUGCUGAAUGCAGGGACCUCAAAGUGAAUUUCAGGGAGCAGGAGAUGAGACUAAGUGGUGACAGUACUCUCUUCUGGCCUUAAGAAUCUACAAAAUGGGAAUCUCGGUAAUGUUUUGCAAUGAAUAAAAGAUCUGGAGCACAAAUAGCCAUAUUAGGACAACCUCCCACAUAGGAAUAGUGUAGAAGAGAGCCUUUUCCCUGCAGUGCAAGCAUGACAGAUUGCCUGUAAUUUGGCUUGUAGUGUUUAGAGCUGAAGAAUAUUUUACUGUAAAAGAAAAAAAAAAUGCAGCUUGUCUAGAAUUAGCUCACAUGGGAAAAAUACUUGAAAGUAAAUAACCCAAAAUAUUCUGUGUUUGAGCUUGAUUAUAGCUAGCAUCAAACCAAUUUUAUAUCUUUACUGGAAAAAACAUACUUUAUGGCUAAGCUAACUAAAAGUCUUCAAUUUAUAUUUGUAGAAAAUCAGAGCUAAAGGUUGUUGUUUUGGGUUUUAUAGAUUAGGUGAGAGCAUACUGUGUUUGCAUGUUCCCAGGAGAGUGGCUAUUUUUAUACUGCUUAAGUUAACAGUUCUAUUUAUAACAAAUGUUAAUCAAUAUAUAUGUACAUAUAUACAUAAAUAUAUUUAUAUACUGUACAUAUAUCAUAAAUCACCAGAGUUUAAUCAAUUUAGGCACAGCAUUUUAGAUUUUGUUUUCCUAGGUUUCUCUUUAUACAGUGAAUAAUAGGAAACUAUGGCAUAAAAUAAAACUGGCAUAAAAAUAAGCAUACUGUACCACAAGAAAUAUUGAUACUGUUUUGGUUUUUUUUUUUUUUU
Molecule: messenger RNA, 3079 nt
Organism: Centrocercus urophasianus (Greater sage-grouse)
Lineage: Eukaryota; Metazoa; Chordata; Aves; Galliformes; Phasianidae
Gene: KCNK1
Product: potassium two pore domain channel subfamily K member 1
Exons: 3
Coding region: 1-1011 (336 amino acids)
Biological process (GO): stabilization of membrane potential; potassium ion transmembrane transport
Cellular component (GO): membrane
Molecular function (GO): potassium ion leak channel activity
Source: RefSeq, a predicted model, not a curated record